UUCGCAAUGAGGUCUUUGCAUCUGGUUUUUCUACUCCUAAGUGUUCUGGUGGUUGGAUCAGCUAAGGCUGAUGAUAAUCCCUGCCAGGAUGUGCGUCUGUCCGGCUUCGUUUGUCUGAACUGCACCACUUUGGGAUAUUGUCUUCGCGAUGCCACCGGGAGCUGGGAAACCAUAUCGAUGCUGGGCUGCGAGUCGAACCACAAUUUCUUCUGCAGCGACGAGGGAACCUUCGGAUGCACCUGGCAAUCCCAGUGCCGGGUGCCUAAGAGAGGUCCUUUCAACUGCCAGCAGGCGGGAGUUUUCCCCGAUCCCUACGACUGUAGGAAGUAUCACGAGUGCAGCGAUCAGAGUGUGGACACCCCUCGAUUGUGCUCGGAUGGAACUGGUUACUCCACUCUCGCGGAAUCCUGUGCCGUUCCCCGGGAAAGUGCACAAUGCACUGGGCAGCAGUAUACCUGCGAUCGAUCUGGACAAGUGGGUGCCUGGCCGGCUGACAAUAGGUACUUCUAUGUCUGCGCAAAUGAUACCCCUAAUUCCCUAUAUCCUUUGAUGAUGAAGUGCCGCGAGGGUUUCGUUUUCAACAGUUACAGUUGCGUUCCUGACUCUCGGUCUUUGGGUAAGGGACUACAAGUCAGGGAGACCAAGAAAUGUGUGGAUAACACACGAUACGAAUGUCCCUUCCGAACAUCCGAGAUUGAGUACUGCAAAUGCGUCGCUGGAGAACUAGAGGUCAUUACCUGCCCAUCUGGUUUCCAUUUCGAUGCCAGAAUCUUGACCUGCGUGACAGAAAGGGUCCAUCAGUGCAAGGAUUUUGAAGUUCUCAGCUGUCCCAAUACCACCUCUAAUGAUGAGUACUGCCUGUGCAUCAAAAACCAAUUGCAGAUCUAUAACUGUCCAGUGGGACAUUAUUAUAAUGCUGAGAUAUCGAAGUGUCAAGGAGUUUUGAAUGGAAAAGUCAAUUAA
Drosophila subpulchrella is the source of this 963-nucleotide messenger RNA. RefSeq lists its product as uncharacterized. Lineage: Eukaryota; Metazoa; Arthropoda; Insecta; Diptera; Drosophilidae. The record is from RefSeq and is a predicted model, not a curated record. Gene Ontology annotation, cellular component: extracellular region. The coding region runs from base 7 to 963 and encodes 318 amino acids. The transcript has a single exon. Gene Ontology annotation, molecular function: chitin binding.